Molecule: messenger RNA, 279 nt
Organism: Protopolystoma xenopodis
Lineage: Eukaryota; Metazoa; Platyhelminthes; Monogenea; Polystomatidea; Polystomatidae
Source: the annotation of a GenBank genome assembly
AUGCAGAUACUGCCAUUUAGGACAACUGAGGAGGUGUUGCAACGUGCCAACGCAUCCAAGUAUGGGCUCGCGGCUGCGGUGUUUACGCGUGAUCUGGAUAAAGCGAUGCAUACAGUGCGUCGACUGCGCGCUGGAACCGUUUGGGUCAACUGCUACGAUACCUUUGACGCCUCUAUUCCUUUUGGUGGAUACAAAUGUUCAGGUUUUGGUCGCGAGUUGGGCGAGUAUGGGCUAAGCAACUAUACCGAGAUAAAAUCGGUAAGUUUGUUUCACAAGUAA